Messenger RNA from Hippopotamus amphibius kiboko, 4873 nucleotides. RefSeq names its product basonuclin zinc finger protein 1 (gene BNC1). Gene Ontology annotation, cellular component: nucleus. The transcript is spliced from 5 exons. The record is from RefSeq and is a predicted model, not a curated record. Gene Ontology annotation, biological process: regulation of transcription by RNA polymerase I. NCBI's taxonomy places the organism in Eukaryota, Metazoa, Chordata, Mammalia, Artiodactyla, Hippopotamidae. Bases 403 to 3294 code for a protein of 963 amino acids.
CGGCGAGGACUCCGCUGUCUGCGGGGGCCACGGCCUCGCAUCAGCUGCAUCGAUUUAGCGCGUUAGUGGCCCGCCGGAGCAGAAGGCGGCUUCCCGGGCGGCGCAGCAGCGCCCGAGCCUCGGGCUACUCUGCAGCCGGGGAAGAGGGGGGAGGGGAGAGGGGGAGGGGCGCCCCCCCCCUCCGGGGCGCAGGGGGCGGGCGUGCGGGCACACGCGGUGCGCGGCGGGCGGGGGUGGCCACCGCGCUGCGCGGCCGGGGCGAUCAGGGAGCCGCCCACUUCGCCGCCCCGGGCCCCGACGGCCGGAGCUUGGAUGCGGCGGCGCCCGCCGAGCCGCGGCGGACGCGGGGUGGCCCGGGCCGGGGACACGCGCCGGUAGCCCCGGCACUGCAGCGGCGGCAGGAUGGCUGAGGCCAUCGGCUGUACGCUGAACUGUAGUUGCCAAAGCUUCAAGCCAGGGAAAAUAAACCACCGUCAGUGUGAGCAGUGCAGACAUGGAUGGGUGGCCCACGCUCUAAGUAAGCUGAGGAUUCCCCCCGUGUAUCCAACAAGCCAGGUGGAGAUUGUCCAGUCCAAUGUGGUGUUUGAUAUUAGCAGCCUCAUGCUCUAUGGGACCCAGGCCAUCCCUGUUCGCCUGAAAAUCCUCCUGGACCGGCUCUUCAGUGUGUUGAAGCAAGAUGAGGUCCUCCAGAUCCUCCACGCCUUGGACUGGACCCUCCAGGAUUACAUCCGUGGAUACGUGCUGCAGGAUGCAUCAGGAAAGGUGUUGGAUCACUGGAGCAUCAUGACCAGUGAGGAAGAGGUGGCCACUUUGCAGCAGUUCCUUCGUUUCGGAGAGACCAAGUCCAUCGUUGAGCUCAUGGCAAUUCAAGAGAAAGAAGAGCAGUCCGUCAUCAUCCCACCUUCCGCGAACAUAGAUAUCAGGGCUUUCAUUGAGAGCUGCAGCCACCGGAGUGCCAGCCUACCCCCUCCUGUGGACAAAGGAAACCCCAGCAGUAUACACCCCUUUGAGAACCUCAUAAACAACGUGACCUUCAUGCUGCCUUUCCAGUUCUUCAACCCUGUACCUCCUGCACUGAUAGGGUCAGUGCCCGAACCCUAUGUCCUGGAGCAGGGUCAGAACCAAAGUCAGGACCCCAAGCAGGAAAUCCAUGGACCCUUCCCCGACAGCAGCUUCUUAACUUCCAGUUCUAGCCCAUUUCGGGUUGAAAAAGAACAGUGUCUAAACUGUCCAGAUCCUGUUACUAAAAAGGAAGACAGUGCCCAUUUAAGUGACUCCAGCUCAUACAACAUCAUCACAAAGCUUGAAAGAACACAGCUGUCCCCGGAGGCCAAAGUGAAGUCCGAGAGGAACAGCCUCGGCACAAAGAAGGGCCGGGUGUUCUGCACAGCAUGUGAGAAGACCUUCUAUGACAAAGGCACCCUCAAGAUCCACUACAACGCCGUCCACCUGAAGAUCAAGCAUAAGUGCACCAUCGAAGGCUGUAACAUGGUGUUCAGCUCCCUGAGGAGCCGGAACCGCCACAGCGCCAACCCCAACCCCCGGCUGCACAUGCCAAUGAACAGAAACAACAGGGACAAAGACCUGAGGAACAGCCUGAACCUGGCUGCUUCUGAGAACUACAAGCACUCGGGUUUCAGGGUGACCUCUCCAGACUGUCGGCCUCUCCCUGGCUACACUGGUUCAGGGGAGGAUUCCAGGAGCCAACCAGCCUUCCCCAGCAUCGGCCAAAACGGGGUGCUUUUUCCCAACCUGAAGACAGUCCAGCCAGUCCUUCCUUUCUACCGCAGUCCGGCCACCCCAGCUGAGCUAGCAAACACACCUGGGAUGCUGCCCUCUCUCCCUCUGCUGUCCUCUUCAAUCCCAGAACAGCUAGUUUCCAACGAAAUGCCAUUUGAUGCCCUGCCCAAGAAGAAGUCCCGGAAGUCCAGUAUGCCCAUCAAAAUAGAGAAGGAGGCCAUGGAGAUAGCAGAUGAGAAGAGACACACUCUCAGCUCAGAUGAAGACAUGCCCCUGCAGGUGGUCAGUGAAGACGAGCUGGAGACUUACAGCCCCCGGUCAGACAGAGCCCUGGAGGACCAGCACACACCAUUGGGAAGCUUAGGGAAGCCUCGCCCUGAAGGAGAGAGGCCCUGCCGUCUUGAACCGGUGAUUGAGUCCAGCGGAGCCAUUCGCCAAACUGCCAAGCAGGCCUCACACAGCUCAGAGAGGGAGACUGAGCAGAAAUCAGUGCUGACCUUGGUACCACAGGAUGGGGAGGAUGGUAGCCGUGAACCUCACCUCGCUCCUGGGGUGGAGCCCUGUGUUCCUUUUCCUGACUACGUCAAGCUGCAGCAGCACCUGCUAGCCAGGGGGCUCUUCAGUGCUUUGUCCAACCAAGGGAUGGCUUUUCCUUGUUUUGAAGAUUCCAGAGAGCUGGAGCACUUGGAUCAGCAUGCAUUAGCAAGGCCAAAGGAGGAAAAUCGAUUCCAGUGUGACAUCUGCAAGAAAACCUUUAAAAAUGCUUGUGGUGUGAAAAUGCAUCACAAGAACAUGCAUGCCAAAGAAACACACACGUGCACAGUGGAGGGCUGUAAGGCCACAUUCCCUUCCCGCAGGAGCAGGGACAGACACAGUUCAAACCUAAACCUCCACCAAAAAGUGUUGACCCAAGAAGCGCUGGAGAGUGGUGAAGACCAUUUCCGUGCAGCUUACCUGCUAAAAGAUGUGGCUAAGGAGGCGUAUCAGGAUGUGGCUUUCACACAGCAAGCCUCCCCGACAUCUGUCAUCUUCAAGGGAACGAGUCGGAUGGGCAGCCUGGUUUACCCAGUCACCCAAGUCCACAGCACCGGCCUGGAGAGCUACAACUCUGGUCCGCCAAUAGAGGGCACCAUCCUGGAUCUGAGUACUACCUCGAGCAUGAAGUCAGAGAGCAGCAGCCACUCCUCCUGGGACUCAGACGGGGCAAGCGAGGAAGGCACCGUGCUCAUGGAGGACAGCGAUGGGAACUGUGAAGGGCCAAGCCUGGUUGCCGGGGAGGAUGACUAUCCCCUCUGCGUCCUGAUGGAGAAGGCCGAUCAGAGCCUCGCCAGCCUCCCGUCUGGGCUGCCCAUAACGUGUCACCUCUGCCAAAAGACAUACAGUAAUAAGGGGACCUUCAGGGCCCACUACAAAACUGUGCAUCUCCGCCAGCUCCACAAAUGCAAAGUCCCGGGCUGCAACACCAUGUUCUCGUCCGUUCGCAGUCGAAACAGACACAGCCAGAAUCCCAACCUGCACAAAAGCCUAGCCUCCUCCCCAGGUCACCUCCAGUAACAAGAUGGUGGACCAUGUUUGCUCGGAUCAGCAUUUGUCAUAAUUGAGGUAGAAGGUAGUCCAGAGGAAGUUUCUAACUCUCUUUAAUUACCAUUUGGGGCAAGCGAGGCAAAGAAUAUUUGAGUUGACUUUAUAGUCUUCUACAGGAGGAUGAGCAGAAGACAAGCCUUGUGAGAAGUUGUCAUUGGGGCGGCGCUUCCCGUUAUUUUUCUUAGCCCAAGAGGUUUUUCACUGACGUAACAAAAAUGUGCAGAAACGCAGGUUUCCCCAGAGUUGUUUACACAUCCCCUGGGAGAGCUCCAGGUCUGCAGUUUGACAACAGGGGCCCAGGACCUGGGGGCGGCCUGAAGUGAGGCUUAUAGUAUUAAGGGUCAAUCGAGUGUCCUGGGAUACAAAUUGCCACCACGGGUGACACCAGGAGCCAGUCCCAAAGAUCACAUUUGAGUUCCUGCUUUAAUGAGUCUGAAAUCCAAACUGGAGUUUGAGAAAGUGACUAUUUGAGACUAUCCCUCCGUUUAGAUUGGAGAAUUGCUUUUUUCCCCCGUAACAGUCUCAUGUGUUACUCCAAGGAGUUCUCAAGAGGAAGUGGGUUGGCCUCUACGUAGGAACAUGGAUGUUACCCAGGAUGUUAGUUCUUGCUCUGUAACACAUGUUCAAGAAGCUAGGGGGAAGUACUUCAUGCACUUAAAAACAGCGGUCUUCAAUUUAAUUUAAAAUAAGUUUGCUAAUAUUUAAUUUGUUUUUAUGUUAUAUAUUUGGGGUGAGUGCAGACAUGUCACAUUGUGACCUUUGGGUCUCUGCUCAGAAGCAGAACGAGUGACAACCUAAACUUCAAAACCACUGCCCAUUUUCCUUUGGUGAACUUUGGCGUCUUCAUUUAGAUCCCCUGUGGGAUGAAUGCAGGCGUGAUUCCGGCAGGACCACUUGUAUACAUUCGGCCAAAGCGUUUAGAGAACGUGGUUCUGACGAUUGUUGUGCAUUUGCAGUAUCACUGGAUCCCUCAGUCUUCACCCUUUUAUAAAUGUGUAAGAUUGGGAUGAACUUUUGAAUUUACAUUGUAGAAAGAAAAGUAGACAUUAUUGCCAUAUGGUAUGUCUUAAUAUUUAACUUAUUCUGAAAUAUAUUCUAUACUGUUAUACACGUUUGCUGUUGUAGAAAAGAAGCUUAAUAGGUCCUGUGAAAGGAGACCGUCUCCUGAAAUUCAGCAUUUACAAACCCUAGAAGCCCAUGGUUGGGAAAAAGAAAUUGAUUUUGUAUUAAAACUUUAAGUUAAUCACCUUUUUGAACUCAUGGUUGGUUUGAGUAAUGAAAAACAUCCCUAAAGAGAAUUGGGGAGUUAUGAGAGAUACUGUUCCUCUGGUCCAAAGGUGAAAAAAGCCAAUAACCUGUUAUUGAUUAUUUUAACAUUUUUUUAAAAAUAAAUAUGACAACUUAAAACUUGUCUCUGCUUAAAGUGAGAUUAUCUUUCAACUUUUUUGUUACCCAGCUGUUUAAUAUUCCUUUGUCCCCAAAGUGGAAAAAUUUGUGUACAAAUGAGUUUUCUAUGAUUUAAUAAAAAUAUGACACACUUUUUGUUUAA